AUACAGGCCUAGAUCUUUAGGCUAUGUGUUGCUGAUGUGGUUGGUGAACAUAGACAGGCUGCUGAUGUGGUUGGUCACAAUCCCUCAAAAUGCCUGAGUCCUACUUGUGGCUAGUGAAUCAUGCAGGAGUGGCUUUCACACUUAGCACUAACAAGAGGACGUUCCAACAACUUGAGAACACCUGGGGGAACUCUGUGACAGUCAAACGGCUUUCAGCGAGCCACUGGUGUGCUUGGGCCAUCGGCCAUGACCACAGGGUGUACACUUAUGUUUUAUCUUCUGAUGUGCCCAUACGGGUUGCUGAAACCACAUAUGAAAACCAGCGCUGGAGCAUAUUUACAGCAGCUUACUCAAAAAAAAGUUUGCUACCGACUGAUCGUCCACCAUGGAGUGAUGAGCAAGGGGUGGAGGAAAGGCCAAAAGAAAGUGUUAGACUACCAUCUGCUCAUUGGGUCUGGGAUGGGGACUGGUUCAUUGAUGACAACCUGCGUGGAGAUGUUGUAGGAAUAGAGGGCUGGCAGUAUGCUGUCGACUUCCCCAGUCUAUAUACACCAGAUAAACAUUGGAACUCUUUUGUUAGAAAACGGAAAUGGAUUAGGUUUCGUCGCUUCUCAUCAACAGAUGAAUGGGCAAGGAUCUCCGACAUGGAGGUGGUAGAAAAAACAGAAUGUUUUAUUGACAUCAGCCUUGGUGGCUUUCUGCUUCCCUCACAGCCUCAGGGCUUUCUCUCAGUCUGGGCCAUCACUAAUAAUGGACAUGUAUUUGUCCGUACCAAUGUGAGCUCUGAGAACCCUGAAGGCAGCAGUUGGAGGGAACUUGAGCUGGCAGACCACAACGGCAUCAUCAAUAUCUCUGUGGGGGCCACCAAUCUAGUGUGGGCUAUCACAUGGGAUGGCCACGGACUUGUCAGAUCUGAUGUUAACAGGAACAAUGUUUAUGGAUCCAGUUGGAUGAUGGUUGAGUAUCCUGAUGAGAAAACCAGACUUGCACAGGUAGCUGUGGGGCGACAUGCAGUCUGGGCACUGAGCAGGGAGGGACAGGUGUGGUUUCGUAAAGGGACAAGUGGUGAUGGUAUGUUCUGGGAUCUGAACUCAGCUGUAGGGACCAGCUGGGUGGAGAUGGUGGGGAGGAUGUCACAUAUAAGUGUCUCUUCUAAUGACCAGGUGUUUGCGAUAGACAUUGGCAAUAAAAUUGUCUACUUCCGCACUGCUGUGAGCUCGACAGACUUGACAGGCAAGAUGUGGCAGCCAGUGACGCUGCAAGAGGACCUACUGGUGCUGGAGAGACAGGGUCUUUAUGGAGAAGGUGGAGUCUGCUCUUGUGGGGUGGAGGACAAGAUCUGCGCCCUUCACCCACGCCCCAGGUCUGUCUCUACACUGACCAGCUGUAGCAGUGCCAGCACCUUGACCAGCCAUGAGGAGCCAGGCUGCAACCUCCCCUCCCCACUGGUCUGGCCUGAGCACUCGGGGCCCUACAUGGACGGCCAACUGUCUACGUGGAGCAACCCUCUUUUUCUUCUUGGCCAAGAGGAGGAGGUUGUUAGUUCACAACAAGCAAAUGGUAUACAGGAGAUUGUUAGUUCACAACAAGCAAAUGGUAUACAGGAGGAGAUUGUUAGUUCACAACAAGCAAAUGGUAUACAGGAGGAGAUUGUUAGUUCACAACAAGCAAAUGGUAUACAGGAGGAGAUUGUUAGUUCACAACAAGCAAAUGGUAUACAGGAGGAGAUUGUUAGAUCACAACAAGCAAAUGGUAUACAGGAGGAGAUUGUUAGUUCACAACAAGCAAAUGGUAUACAGGAGGAGAUUGUUAGUUCACAACAAGCAAAUGGUAUACAGGAGGAGAUUGUUAGUUCACAACAAGCAAAUGGUAUACAGGAGGAGAUUGUUAGUUCACAACAAGCAAAUGGUAUACAAGAGGAGAUUGUUAGAUCACAACAAGCAAAUGGUAUACAGGAGGAGAUUGUUAGUUCACAACAAGCAAAUGAUGUACAGAUUUCAGGCCUAGACGCUGACUCACACAUAACUGUCAGCAAACAAUUUGACUCACACACUGACCAGCAGCCAGAUUUUAUUCUCCUUCCCAUGGGCAGUGAAGACAUUUUGCCAGAUGGUAUAUUAAACAGUCUGACAAUGGAAGGGAACAAAAGCUGGAGCAAGAUGGAAUUGGUGGUCAACCAGCAAGAAUCAAGUUGUGUACAGGAACUUGAUUCAGUGAAGGGUACUAACACAGAGAUAGUGGCUAGUCAGUCUGUCACAGUGACUAACUCAGGUCAGCUUGUCAAAGUGACUAACUCAGGUCAGCUUGUCAAAGUGGCUAACUCAGGUCAGCCUGUCAAAGUGGCUAACUCAGGUCAGCCUGUCAAAGUGGCUAACCACCUAAAUGACCAGCAGCACCCAGCUGACCACCCAGCUGACCACCCAGCUGACCACCCAGCUGACCACCCAGCUGACCACCCAGCUGACCACCCAGCUGACCACCCAGUUGACCAGCAGCACCCAGCUGACCACCCAGCUGACCAGCAGCACCCAGCUGACCACCCAGCUGACCACCCAGCUGACCACCCAGCUGACCAGCAGCACCCAGCUAACAACUUGGAGGUGAAUGACAGUCUAUGUAAAUCCAAUAAUUAUGUUAACCACAACUGUGAAAAAAAUAGCAACAACACAUUUCAAACCAGCACCACAUAUCAAAGCUCAAAUAAAAUCAAAGCUGCUAAAAAAAUGCUACAUGAGUCAGACUCUAUUGUUUAUAAAGAAAAAAGGAGAAGACGUAAACCAAAGCCAUCCAAUGAGAAAGCUGCAGCUAGUGGUCGAGAUAGACAGGGGGCUCAAGUGUUGCAGGACUUAGAGGACAUGGACCAAGCAGGUCCUACAGCAUCUGAUACCCCAGGUCCUUCUCUGUCUCUUGUCACACUUUCUGCAGCUGCUGAUGUUGCUCGUCCUAUAGAUAUUGAGGCUGCCACCCCCACUAAGGAUGUUGUAGCCACCCCCACUAAGGAGGUUGUAGCCACCCCCACUAAGGAUGUUGUAGCCACCCCCACUAAGGAUGUUGUAGCCACACCCCCCACUAAGGAUGUUGUAGCCACACCCCCUAAGGAUGCUGUAGCCACCCCCACUAAGGAUGUUGUAGCCACACCCCCUAAGGAUGCUGUAUCUACUUGUACUGAGGCUGCCCCAGCCAGUAAUGUCCCAGCUUGUCAAACUGUGGGUAGUGGUACAGUGCCUCUUGUAGCAGCAGACUCAGGUCACCAGCAACUGGACUCCCUGUCCUCAGAUGACAUCAUCAACUUUGUCACUGACCUCAUGUCAGAUGAGGAACAGCAACAAGCUAACCAGCCAUUGGCAAUGAAAGAUAAUGAAGAAUUUGAUUCCCUCCAGCCUGGCCCAAUGUUGUUCCCAGUGGGUGGCUGGCCUCACCAGCCCCUGCCUCACCAGCCCCUGCCACAGGAACAUUUGAAGAGUCAGACAUUCCCUGACCUGUCUCUGGCGCACACUAGUAAAAAAGGUGGCAAGUACCGCAAGUCCCGCUCCUCCCCCCUGAUGGUGUCUCCAGAUGGCUCCUCAAUAAUGAACUUGACUGUGGCUCAGCCCAGACUUUGCUGGCGCUGGCUGGAUGCUACUAGCUGUGUUGUGGAGGACCCUGCUCUGGUUGACUGGCUUUCUAAUAACAAAAAAGACUUGGAAACAAAAGUGGUGCCAAUCCAGAGGGAGCUGAGAGAUACAAUUUUAAAAAAGAUAAGUGAGCGCAACAAGAAGGAAUUUAUGAAAGACAUUGAGCCAGCUAUAAAUACAACAACUUGGGUCAAGAAAUCUGUGAUGCACAUGUACCAGUACGGCAGACAUCAGCAGUGGGUGCCGUGCAGUGUGGAGCUGGAGCAGGGUAUUGGGAACCUCUCUGAGGGCUGCUUGACUGUUCACUAUCAACACAAGCGACAACAGAAGCACAAACAGAUCCUCUUGGUUGAGAUGACCUGUGUUAAGAUGUGUUCUGACCCGGAGUUGACUGCAGGUUUCACCAUCUACACAUCACUGAGCAACAUCAUUCAUCAGCCACUGAUGUUGAGAGCUUCGUCUGAGACAGAGGCUGUAGAAUGGAUUGGUUACUUGUGCUCAGCCAAUGCUAAUGCCUGGAACCUCACCAAUCCUGUCUUGCCUGGUGCCAUUUGGUCCUGUACAUUAACAGGGGAUGUCUUUGUUUCACCCCCUGCCACUGUGCACAAAAAACCUUUUGAUUUAUGUUGGGGCCAGCAGGGAGGUCACCUGAGUGUAGUUGAGACUGGACCAAGUGGAGUCACAUGGGGGCUGGGCUUUGACCGAAUGCCUUAUGUUUACAAUGGUGGAUUUGGUGGAGCUUUCACUCAUGGUGUCUGCUCCAUGUCUGACAACAUUCUCCAAAUCUCAGACUCACAGCGCGUCUUUGUCUACGAGACUGAGAAGUGGUUCCCUCUGGUGGGCUGGUGCUGCAAGGGAGUGUUGAGCAACAACUUCCAUUGGCUGACAGAAUCUGGCCGCAGUAUGGCCUCUAAGGAUGACGUGAAACUUCCAUCCUCCAAGUGGCAUUGGACCAGUGAUUGGACUGUAGACUUCAGCACAGAAGGUGGCGUGGACAAAAGUGGUUGGCAAUAUUCACAUUAUCUGUAUGGACCAUUCCAUUCAAACCAACAUUUGCGCGAUUCUUACAGACGACGUAGGUGGGUCAGACGCUGUAAGACCACUUUGUUUGGUCCCUGGCAGACGGCAGGCUCCCUCUGUCUGACUGACAUCUCCAUCCAGAUUGACCCAGUCACCUCCCCUGCUGAUCCUCUUGUGGUUUGGGCCAUAGGGGCCAAUGGAGACGUGUUGUACCGCAAUGGUGUCACCCUUAGCAACCACCUGGGCCACAACUGGGUGCAUGUAGCAACUGCUCUAGACAAACCCUUCAGGUCCAUCUCUGUGGGGGGCAAGUUUAGAAUCUGGGGAAUUGCCAGCGAUGGUUCUGCAUGGUUUAGACCUGGUGUUACAUGGCAACAACCUAGUGGAACAUGUUGGUUGCAGGUUGUGCCACCCCCACCAAGUGACUUUCUGCUCCAACAAGUUUCUGCUGGUGCCACAAGUGUGUGGGCUGUUGAUACAGGCAACAAUUUGUGGAGGAGAGAAAACAUAACAGCCACAUUUCCAGAGGGCACAGCGUGGGAGUUGGUGGCUAGCCAUGUCAAGAGGGUUUCUGUAGGGCCACAUGAUGAGGUUUGGAUUGUGGCUGAUGCUUUUUUCUCCCGCUCGAAGCAUGGACCAGGCAUGAUCUACAACAGACUUGGAAUUUCAUCAUCAAAUCCUUCAGGCUCAGACUGGGAGGUGGUUAUAGGGAGCGGUUGGGCCCAUGUGUCAAUUCGAGGAGUUUCCCCUGCUCAACAAGGGGAAUGGUUGACACCGAAAGAUGAGAAAUGGUAGUGAGAGAAAGAUGAGAAAUGGCAGUGACAGAAAGAAUGAGAAAUGGCAGUGACAGAAAGAAUGAGAAAUGGCAGUGACAGAAAGAAUGAGAAAUGGCAGUGACAAAAAGAUGAGAAAUGACACUGAAAAAAAAAAGCUAAAUACAUUCCAUCCAUUAGUUGUUGCAAGCAGUUGAGGUUGGAUUUAAAUGUGAGAGAAUAAAAUUGUUAGUGUGAUAUUGUUAUAUUUAUAAGAUGCCGUUUUAUAAGGUUGUUUAUGUGACCCUAUGUUGAAUGUUUAUAUGGCCCUAGUUUUAAUUAAAGGUUAUGUUUAUAUGACCCUAUGUUGACAAGUUGAAUGUUUAUAUGGCCCUAGUUUUAAUUAAAGGUUAUGUUUAUAUGACCCUAUGUUUAUAAAAUUAUGUUUGUUUCAAAUGUAUAUAUUGGGUAGAAUCAUUUUAAAAAUAUAUUUACAAUGUACUUAAAUGCAUUUGGUCAUUGCAAUGUGGACACAGAAGUUUGGACCAUGGAGAGAAUGUUUGUUGUUCCUAAUGCUUAAUUUUUUUAUUGCUCAGUAGGUAUUUAUUUAUAUGAGUUAAAAUAAAAACAGGCUUUGCAUUUA
This is a messenger RNA of Physella acuta, 6029 nucleotides long. Its product is annotated as tectonin beta-propeller repeat-containing protein 1. Gene Ontology annotation, cellular component: membrane. Lineage: Eukaryota; Metazoa; Mollusca; Gastropoda; Physidae. The record is from RefSeq and is a predicted model, not a curated record.